Aspergillus fijiensis CBS 313.89 is the source of this 1227-nucleotide messenger RNA. RefSeq lists its product as uncharacterized. NCBI's taxonomy places the organism in Eukaryota, Fungi, Ascomycota, Eurotiomycetes, Eurotiales, Aspergillaceae. The record is from RefSeq and is a predicted model, not a curated record. The transcript is spliced from 5 exons. The coding region runs from base 1 to 1116 and encodes 371 amino acids.
AUGGCUCUCGAGAAUCUCCAGCCAUUGACCUACGGGAUUAUCUCUGCUGCUUUCGCGAUCGGAACUUGCUCCAUCUUCCUGCGGCUUUACUGUCGACUGCGUCAUCAGAGUUUUGGUAGGGAUGAUGCGGUGGCUAUCAUUCUCCUGUUUGUCAACGGGAUGCAGCAGAUGAUUCUGUACAUCUUUCUUCAUUAUGGAUGUGGACUGCACUCGAGUCAAUUAUCCUCGCAUCAGCAGGAACAAAUAACCAAGUGGCUGUUCGUCGAAGAAGUCUUUUACAUGUUCGUGCACUGGACCAUCAAACAAGCGUUCCUGCUCUUCUACCUCCGACUCUCCCCAGAUCGAUCAUUCCAGAUCAAAGUCUUCAGCACAAUGGUCCUCAACACCCUUUUCACGAUCACAAACUGGCUACUCGCCUUCCUACAAUGCAGACCCCUCGGCGCCAUAUUCCACCCCGCUGAGUAUGCAAACGCGCAAUGUCUGAGCACGUACGUGGUCAUGAUGGUACCAACAGGACUGAACAUCAUCACGGAUAUCAUCAUCCUCACCCUACCGAUCCCGACCGUGAUGCGGCUACAGAUGAGCAACCAACGCAAGGUCGCCGUGCUCGGGGUCAUGUGUUUCGGCGCCUUGUCCGUAGUGACGGCGUUAUGCCGCUUCGAAGUGCAGAGACAACUCAUCGCCAACCCCGACACGGCGUACGUGCUCGGCCGAAUGAUCAUCGUAGCGGCAAUUGAAAUAGAGAUUGCCGUCGUGGCAGUCAAUCUUCCCGCGUUGAAGACCCUUUUCACCAAGCUCGUGGGCAGCUCAAGCGACGACUCAACCAAUGGCGCCCACCGACUUUCCGAUUACAUCAAGCAGGGCUCGAACGCAGCAGGCCCCAAGAAAGCCGAAUCGCGCCUGUCACGCGCUAGCCUCCAGAUCCACGAGCUACUGAGUGGCAACUUGACGGGGUCAGAAGAAGAGCUCCUGAGGCAGACCGGUGGGAAGGCGAACAUCACAGUCACGACGAAUGUGGACGUCGCGUCCGAGCGAGCGAACAGUGAGUAUCUGGCAGACAUCGGCUUUCCUCCCAUCGUGAGCCAGCGUCCGAAAAGUCAUAUCGAGACAUCAUGAACAAAAUUUGACCUUCUCUGUUGAGCAAAUUAAGACAGAACAUUAAUUGUUGAACUAAAGUGUGGCUUGCCGGCUGUCAGAUCGUAGUCUACCAAAAAAGCGAGUUCUCAA